UGGACAUCCUUGUCUUUUUCCUGAUCUUAGAGGAAAUGGUUUCAGUUUUCCACCAUUGAGAAUGAUGUUUGCUGUGGGUUUGUCGUAUAUGGCCUUUAUUAUGUUAAAGUACGUUCCCUCUAUGUCCACUUUCUGGAGAGUUUUUAUCAUAAACGGGUGUUGAAUUUUGUCAAAAGCUUUUUCUGGAGUCUGCGGGAUAGUGUGGUCUUUGGGAGCUUCCACCAUGGCAUACCGGGGCCAGGGCCAGAAGGUGCAGAAGGUGAUGGUGCAGCCAAUCAAUCUCAUUUUCAGAUACUUGCAAAAUAGAUCUCGGAUUCAGGUGUGGCUUUAUGAGCAAGUGAAUAUGCGGAUAGAGGGCUGUAUCAUUGGUUUUGAUGAGUAUAUGAACCUCGUAUUAGAUGAUGCAGAAGAGAUUCAUUCUACAACAAAGUCAAGAAAACAACUGGGUCAGAUCAUGCUAAAAGGAGAUAACAUUACUCUGCUCCAAAGUGUCUCCAACUAGAAAUGAUCAAUGAAGUAAGAAAUUGUUGAGAAGGCAAUACAGUUUUUUUUAGGUGUGCUUUGUUAGAAGUGUAGUUCUAAAGCAUUUAUUCAUAUUGUUUUGCUCACCUUUAUGUUAUUACCAGAUGACAUUAAGUGCUGUGCGAUUGUUUUUAU
Molecule: messenger RNA, 657 nt
Organism: Kogia breviceps (pygmy sperm whale)
Lineage: Eukaryota; Metazoa; Chordata; Mammalia; Artiodactyla; Physeteridae
Product: small nuclear ribonucleoprotein E-like
Biological process (GO): spliceosomal snRNP assembly; mRNA splicing, via spliceosome
Cellular component (GO): pICln-Sm protein complex; U1 snRNP; U2 snRNP
Molecular function (GO): RNA binding
Source: RefSeq, a predicted model, not a curated record